Messenger RNA from Stegastes partitus (bicolor damselfish), 5570 nucleotides. RefSeq names its product HMG box domain containing 3 (gene hmgxb3). The record is from RefSeq and is a predicted model, not a curated record. The coding region runs from base 191 to 3958 and encodes 1255 amino acids. The transcript has 22 exons. Lineage: Eukaryota; Metazoa; Chordata; Actinopteri; Pomacentridae.
AAUGGAGCUACUUUACAGCUUUACAGCUUUUACGAAUCGUCAGUUCUUGAUUUAAUAUGAAGCAGGGGCGAAUUACAGCGUUACUCACCGUCGGCGCACUGCCUGACUUAUCCUGCGACCUCUGAAGGCUGUUCAAAGCACUUUAUAGAGCCUCGGGCCAUCGUAGCUUUGCCCUGGAUCUUUGGAGAACAUGGAGAAAGCAGAGGUGUUCGAGGUUGUAAAAGUGACAGAAGAGGUGGAGAGCACCUACAACCAAAUGGAGGUGACUACUCCAAAAAAGAGGAAGGGCAGAACCCAAGAAGACAGUGUUGAGAAACCUAAGAAGCCCAGGUCUGCCUACCUGCUUUACUACUUUGAUGUUCACCAGAUUAUGCAACUUGGAAUCCCUAAUAUGCCACAGUCAGAGAUCAACAAACGCAUCAGUGAGAGCUGGAAAAGGCUGAGCGUAGCUGAGAAAAGCUACUAUCUGGAGAAAGCCAAGCUGGAGAAGGAGGGCAUAGAUACAUCUUCUCUCAGCCCCUCAAAAGACCUCCCAGGCUUCCGCAAAAUCCUACCCAGAGCCAGCUACUUUCUCUUGUCCAAAGGUUGCUCCUCAAAUAACCAGCCAGGAGGCUCUCAGUCAGAGGUGAGCGCCGAGUCUCUGGACAGUCCAGUUGAAGGAGGCUCAGUUUCCCUUAUCCAGGAGCCCCAGUUCGCCCCUCUUGGGUUGGCCGGAGAGGUGGAGCUUUCUGACCACCCUGUUUCUGUUGAAGACAUCGCAGAAGAAACAGCAACGGUGUCUCACUCCAUGGCCCUCCAAGGAAUCCCGCCCUCCUCUUCCUCCUCCAUCACAUCCAAGGCCACAGCCUCCUCAGACACCUACGUCUCACAGGUCUCUGCCGACUUUACAGCAAACGGGGUCCCACUGAAAGGAAAUAAGACAAGAGUUGCUGGCAGUGGUGGAGCGAUGGUGCAGCAGACGCAGGGAGAGGCUACACAGGUGGUUGCCAUCAUACCCACCCAGAACUUGCUGGAGCCCAAGUCUUUGGCAGGUGUCAGCUCUGUGGGCCCAGUGAUGAUGCUCUCUGUGGGAGCCAGCUUAGAGCAAAGUCCCAAACCUUCAUACAAAAUGUCUGUGAAGACGUACACCAGGAGAGGUCGAGGGAGGUGUCUGAAUCCUGGCUGUUCAUUUAUGUAUGUCACGCGCCACAAACCACCAACCUGCCCAGAGUGUGGGAGCCACUUGGGCGGAAAAUGGAUACCUGCAGCAAAAAGGACACAAGAGAAAGAAGCUGCAUCCAAGCAAUUGCCACCAACUGCUGAAACAAAGACGAGUAAAAGCUGUAAAGCCACAGCACCACCUGCUCAGGAAGGUAGUGCUGAUAUCAGUAAAACAAACACCACGGGGAGCAGCAAAGAAGGGCGAGUUCAACGGGGCUCCAAAAAGCAGGGUGCAGCUUCUGCUGGAACGCCACCAGAGGGCAGCAACACCACGCCGCAGGCUCAGACAAAACAAGUGAAAGACAAUCCUAAAAGUGCCACAAUCCACAGUCAGGACAGGAGCACUGCUGCUGUGCAGAAGAGGCCUGUGAGACCCAUCCUUCCUGCCUGCUAUAACACAGGCCGGGCUUUGUUUCAGAUCAUAACAGUCCCACCUGACAAUGGAAAAUUUCAAGGUGCGAACAACAAUAAGUCAUCCAUAGUGUCUCGAGAGAGUUUCUCAGGUCUUAAACCCAGCACUUUGAAGCAGCUCGGUCAGACGGUCCCAACAACCACAGCCACACAGGAUUCUCCUGUCCCGGCAGACAGAAGCCAGUCUGUGUCUUCACCGACUGAUAAGAGAAUGAAUAUCUUGUCAGUUGUGCCUUUCAAACAGCACACAGUUUCCAGCUUUGACUUGGGACUUUCCACGGCACGAGGCAGAGGUCGGUGUAAGAACCCAUCUUGUGAUUAUAUGUAUAAGAACAGACACAAACCUGCCAUGUGCCCUAAAUGUGGAUAUGAACUGACCCAGAAGAAUGCCAAGGCAGCAAAGUCUGAGACUUUGCUGGAUCCGUACCAGGCUCUGAGUCCUGCUCAGAAGGACAUUCAGCGACAAAAUACUCUGCAGCUACUGCGCAGUUCUCUGCAGAUUCCAGAGAGCGACACUGAGCUUCAGGAAACGUUGACCCUCAUCCAGGAGCUCAACAGCCUCCAGAUCGUCUUGGUUCAACCGGGCGACCAAGAACAGGAGAACAACGUUGAGACCGAGACGCUGGUUGAGUCUGGGUGGCCUCAGUUCUAUGAAUCGGCAGCUACUCACUGUGGCCUGUGUAACUACCCGCUCUUCAAAGGAGGCCAGAGUACUGUUGCAGGACAGGAAGACUGCUGGCUGCUCACUGAAACACUGAUGCAGACCGCCUCCCUCCAGCUCAAAGUGUGUCUCAAUGUUCAGUGUCUGGCCUUGCACAGCUUCACUGACCUGCAUCCAGGUUUGUUUAACAUCGGGAACAGACUGCUGGUGAGUAUUGACCUGUUUCUGAAAAUCAGGGCCAACAUCAAGCAGGGCCAGUCUCCCUCUCAGGCAGCCAGGACGAUGCUCGACCACGUCCCCAGUCAUCCUGUUCACGCUCUUACUCCGGACGAAUCAUUUCAUAUUCAAGAGCUUCUCCUGAGUGGCUACUGGGCCUUUGAGUGUCUCACAGUACGAGAUUACAACGAUAUGAUCUGCGGCAUUUGUGGUUUUGCUCCAAAGCUAGAGAUUGCACAGCGAUACACAAACAAUGUGUUGGAGCUCAAGCAUGUGGAGUUCACCUGGCCUGAGGUUUCAGUCUCAGAUGAGGUACAUGUGGAUGACUUCUGGCUGACUAUGGAGAGUGAGGCUAUUGAGCAAGCAGCUUUCCCCACAGACAUCCCUAUCACACGGGUGGAUGCUUCCAUCAUCGCUCCCUUCACCCCUCCUCUGAUGAGGAGUGCCACUGUAAUCAACACAGAGAAGGACAAGCUGCUGCCUCACGUACAGCCUCCUUCAGGAGAUCCUUCAGUUUUGGUACGUCUCAUUCAUGACGGCCAGCUGAGACUCGACAAGAUUGAAGAUCACAGUGAGGAUGAGUUGAGAACUGUGCUGGACCGCUGCGGGGUGAAUAUCCCGCCAGGCUCUAACAAGACGGAGCUGCUGGCCUCUCUCAUCUCCUUGUACACGCUUGUUCAUAGUGGCCUCUCCACCACCCCACAGCCUCCUGCACAACUCACUGCUGGCAAACUGUCCAAAGUCUGUCCACACAAGGUGGUGUGUGCCUCUAAGUACUUGGUGGCGCUUUGUGCUGACAUGCAGUAUCCAGAGCUGGCAACCCAGAUGUGGGGCAGGAACCAAGGCUGCUUCUCUGACCCCUUUGAAAAGCCAGAGUUUGUGUCAUGUGCUGAACUGCAAGACCAGCCAUACAGCGCCGACCUGUCCUUGGUAGCAGAGAACCAGCAGAUCCACCCCAUCACCAAAUCAUCUUCUUGCUGGCUGGUUCAUCCUCCAGGAGCAGCCCAGGAGCCUCCUGCUCCAGAGCACCACUCCCUGUUCCUCUGCAAAGACCUGGAGCCCUACAUCAGCCUGGUGGCUGAGCUGAAGACAGAGAAGGAAGAGGAGGAUGGCGAAGCAGCAGAGCAGAAAGAACAGGCAGGUACAUCUGAGAAUGACUCUGCAGAAAAAUCUGACGACUGUUCCUCAGUUAGCUGUGCACGGAAACAACCUAUGGUCUUCAACAACACAGCUUAUUACUACCUGUACAACCGCCUGGUAGAUUUCCUCACUAGCAGAGACAUUGUGAGCCAGCAGAUUAACCAGGUUGUGAAGGCCUGCCAGCCUGGAGAGGUAGUGAUCAGGGAUGCUCUGUACCGACUGGGAGUGGCACAGAUCAACACAGAGAAAGAGGAAGAUGAAGGAAGUGGGAUGGAGGAGCAGAUACAGGAGGAAGGGACUGAGACGUAUGAGGUUGUCCUGCCUGAAUAAGAAUGUUCAGCUGGAUGAAUCAACCAACCAGCAGGCAGAGCGGAUGGAGUGAAUAUAAAAUGGCUGCAUGCAAAGAGAUGAGCGAAGAAAAAGGAAGUGCCAAAACAAGAGACGCAUGUGCUACCAGAAGCAUUUUGGAAGUGAUGCAAUGUUGGAGUUAUUUCACGGUUAAAACUGAUGGCUAACCUGUGCAACAGCAUAUUUAGUCAGCUAUGCAUCACUAACAGGUUUUACAGAUGUGAGGAAUAGCCUUUUGGAUGAAGUGUAGUAGGUAUGGAGAAGAAUGCAGAGUGGCCAGUAAGGUUUACUGUGAAGGUACUAAAAUAGGAUUUUUAUUUCAGGAUGCAAGUUACAGUGUGAGGCCAUUUUUUACCCAUUUAACAAGAAUAGUGUAAGUUAAAGUGAUGGAGACUGAAUGUCAAAAUUCUCAUUCUAAAAUGACUAAAGAAUGUAAUGUAUGCAUUUUUAAUUUGCAUUUUUUUUUUUACUAUAAUGAUGCCAGUAGUGUAGAAAAGAAAAAAGAAAAAAAAUCAAAGUGUAAACAAGUCAGCCACAACAUUAAAACCACAAACAGGUUACGUGAACAUCACUGAUUAUCUUGGUACAAUGUAAUGCUCUGCUGGGAAACCUUGGGUCCUGGGAUUCUUGUGGAUGUUACAACAUGGUUCCAGACCAACACAGACAGCAGUGGUCUCCCACAGCAGAACAAUGCACACCACCACACUUCAAAAAACUGCUCAGGAACGGCUUGAGGAACACAAUCAAGAGCCCGAAGUGUUGAUGCGGUCCUCAAAUUCCCCAUAUCCCGACUGAUCCAGAUCCACAAGAGGCCCCGCCUUGCAACUCACAUGACCCUAAAAAAACCUCUGCCAGUGUCCGAGUACAAAGGGCACAUAGAAGAAAGAUGAGGCGAGUGGUUUUAAUGUUGUGACUGGGACAGUGUAUGAAAAGUUGCUAUAAGCUUGACACCUAAAUCAAUACUUUCCUCUGACUGAAUGAAUGUAAGCAGGGUUUUUAUUAACUCAGCUACUCCAGAACUAAAUGUAAAUAUUUAACCAUGAAUGAUGUGGCAUAUUUAUUACACUUUUUUGCUCCAAGACAUUUCCGCUUUAUGUUUAAAAGUUCUUACCUCUCAACUACCACCUGCUGCCUUUUUAAGACUGCUUUUAGAAGGGGGUGACAAAAUACUUAUCCGUUGAUUGUACUCAGAAUGUGGUGGUGGACCUUUUGCUGUUGGUCUUUCUUUGGUUGCAUUGCAUUAUCAUCUCAGAUAUAUAUUCAAAGACACAGUGAACCAGUCAGCCUUUGAGAAGCAACUGAAGUAAUUUAGUAAAUCUGCCUGCAUUAAAUACUUGAGAGAGAUUCCUUUCCUCGUUUUUUUUGUUGUUGUUUUUUUUUAUGUUGUUUGUAAAGAUCUUGUGUUCUGCAUGGCAAUUUAAAUGAGUGAUUGGCUCACAAAACUUUUACGAAGGUUAAAGGCUGCUGUUUUCUGUUCUGUUGAUCAAGAGACACCGUAACAGCCAUGUACAUUGUGUAGAUAUAGUCAUAGAUGGACCAAGUGUGCCCUGUAAUUUAAACUGCUAAUGUAACAAAUAAAGAUAAAGAAAUGAGA